AUGAAAGAAGGUAUCUUCUUCAUUCAACCUUCACUCACUCUCACUCACUGCCAUCUAUUUUCCACUUGGAAAUGAUUUCUUUAUUGCCAUUAAUGCUGCCAAGAACACCUCUGGCAGCAUCUGUGACUCUACAACACACCUUGUGAUAAGCCUCUCUUUCUCUGUCUGUCUAUAUCUCUCUCUUCUCUUAUACAAGUAACUUCUCUCCAAUUGAUCAGUUAUUCUCAUUCUUUUCAUUUUCUUGGUCUAUUGAAUUAAACUAGGCCGAACCCAUUACUCGGAAGUUCAUUUCAAGAAAUAUUCAUUAAAGCCAUGCAAGAUCACCAUCCAAUUGGAAUUCCUGCUUGUUUCACAUCAGUCGAGAAGUUAACAGAUGAUCCUGCGACUAUAACCAGGUCAGGGCAGAGUGUGUUCAUGUCUGUUUAUCGUACAAAGAUUGCAGAUCAGUGUCGUCUCAUAACAAUAACAUGGUGCAAGAAUCUGUUGCUUCAUGGCCUAUCAGUAUCAGUAGAAGGUCCGGAAGGAGAAAAUCAGUAUACUUGCAAAGUGGAGCUAAAGCCUUGGUAUUUUUGGAGGAAACAAGGGUCAAAGCGUUUUAUAGUUGAUGGAAAAGCUGUGGAUAUUUUUUGGGACCUAAAAGCUGCAAAAUUUAAUGGAGAAACCGAGCCGAACUCAGAAUAUUACGUUGCUGUUGUUUGUGAUGAAGAAGUUGUUUUACUUCUUGGUGAUCUAAAGAAAGAUGCGUACAGGAAAACUGGGAGUAGGCCUGCUCUUAUUGAUCCGAUUUUGGUUUCAAGAAAAGAGCAUAUAUUUGGAAAGAAGAAAUUUUCUACAAGAAUUAAGUUUCAUGAGAAAGGAAGGCUUCAUGAGAUCUCAAUCGAGUGCAAAAACAGAACUCCUAAUAGUAAUUCUGGUAAUGGGAUUGAGCCAGAAUUGGAGAUAAGAAUUGAUGGGCAUUUAGCAAUUCAUGUUAAGCAUCUGCAAUGGAAGUUUAGAGUUGAAUGAGAAGAAUAAGCAGUACUACCAGUAGCAGAAGAAGGAAAUAGCAAGCAAGUUUAGUCACCACCAGCAACUAAAAGGAAUAAAAUUGUAGAAGGAAAUGUAAGAUGUUGAUGAUGUUAUGGGCCAGCUUUAGGGGUGGUGAGGAUACAGAUUGGGGAAUGAGAGAGAGACGGAUGAUUAGGAUGAGAAAGGAACUAGGACCCACAAGAGAGGUUGAGAGUUAGUUACAGCUGGGUUGAACAAGUGGGCAUAACUGGACAAGACAGAUUGUAUCACAUAUAACAUGUCCAAUAAUUUCACUUCUCUAGAGGCAUCCCCAAUUCUCAAUCUCCAUCUGUUUUUCAAUUUCUUUUUUUUAUUCUUCUCUUUUGAUCUGGUCUUGAAAUAUGAGAAAUCAGUACUUUCGCAUUGUA
Messenger RNA from Jatropha curcas, 1415 nucleotides. Lineage: Eukaryota; Viridiplantae; Streptophyta; Magnoliopsida; Malpighiales; Euphorbiaceae. The record is from RefSeq and is a predicted model, not a curated record.